This is a messenger RNA of Zea mays, 1027 nucleotides long. RefSeq lists its product as uncharacterized. Lineage: Eukaryota; Viridiplantae; Streptophyta; Magnoliopsida; Poales; Poaceae. The record is from RefSeq and is marked validated. The coding region runs from base 109 to 867 and encodes 252 amino acids. The transcript has a single exon.
CUUCACCACACACACACCGUCGAUUCCUGGGCGACAAGGCCACACACGAUCGCCGGCAGUUUCCGAAACGAGAAAAAGGAAGAAACAGGAGGCGAGAGAUCGAGAUCGAUGAGCAGCGGUCAGUCGUCGCCAACGGAGGCAAGCGGUGGACCGCCAUGCCCCUCCAAGAAGCUGUGGCGCGGGGUGCAAGCCGUCUACCUCGUCCUCGUCAAGAAGCACCAGCCGAAGCUCGCGGCGCUCGGCGUCCACAUGCACCGCCUCCUCUCCAGCAGCAAGCGCCGCCGCCGCCUCGCCGCGCGGGGGCGGGAGCAGAACCCGGCGCUGACGUACAUGUCGUGCCGGUCCAUGGACCCCGCUGCCGCGGUGGUGCACCCGUAUCCGCACGGCCACGGCCGCGCGUCGUCGAGGCUCGCGGCCCCGUCGUCCCUGUCGUGCCGGUCCUUGGACCCCGCCGCCGCCGUGCGCAGCAAGUACCAGUACCGUCCCCGCGAGGUGGAGUUCAGCUGCAAGAGCACGCCGAUGCACACGCGCCGGCGCCGCCUGCGCCUGCAUCAGAGCCGCGGCCACCCGUCGGAGCCGGAGCCGGAGCCGGAGCGGCACGUCUCGGCCGCGGCGGUGACGAGGCUGUUCGCGCUCAUGGACGACGUCGAGGUCGAGGAGGCGGCGGACGGCGAUCUGGGGCUGGGCCUGGACGCCCCGGCGCCGCGUCAGGUGCGGAUCACGGACUCGCCGUACCUGGCGAGGGAGGAGGACAAUAACGAGGAAUUGAGGAGCGCGGUGGACAGGCGCGCCGGCGAGUUCAUCAUGUGGUUCCACGAGCAGCUGCGGACGCAGCAGCAGCACGGGCAGCUGGGUCAGAUAAGGUAGGGGCGCAGAAGAGAAGCAGUGCCAUUGCCGCCUCUAGUCUAGUCUUAUGGUUUUGUUGUGAUUGUGAUUAUUAGUCAUGUAUGCAUGGAUUACGUGUAUUAGAUAAGGGUACAUUCCUUGGAGGAGAUGCGAACAUUUUCAUACGGCAGUAGUACUUUUU